UCCUCCCCCUCCCGCCCGGCCGGAGCGCGGCGCCGGGGCCCAGCAGCGAGCGGCGCGCGGCGGAGCGGAGCAGGCGGCCGGCGGCGGCCGGGCCCGGAGCGGCGGAGUCGGUACCGACGGCGGGGCGGGCCGGGCCGGCGCGACCCCCUGCCCUCGCUGCCUUCUCGCCGCCGCCGCCGCGGGAUGCAGGCGGCCCGGGGCCGGGGGCUGUGAGCGGCGGCAGCGCGGAGACAAAGGGAGGCGGCGGGGCUCGGCGGCCGGCACCAGGGACGGAGCGCGGGGGCCGCCGCCGCCGCCGGGGCGCACCCGCCCGCCCGCCGGGAGGCGGCACGAUGCGGCACGGGGCGGCGCGGCGGCAGCAGCGCGGCGGCAGCAGCGGCGCGGCCCGCCCGGCGCGGCGGUAGAGGCGGCAGCCGCAGGGCGCGGGGCCGGGCCGGGCCGGCGUUCGCGCAGCAGCGUCUCCCGCGGGCCGGGCCGCGCCGCGCCGCCCGGGCCGGCGAUGUGAGGGCGGCGGCGGCGGCGGCGGCGAGCAGAGGCGCGGCGCGGCACGGCGCGGAGCGGAAGGCGGGCGGGCCCCGAGCGGAAGCGGGCCGGGCCCGGCGGCGAGGAGGAGCGCGGCGCCGGCGGGGGCGGCCGGGCGCGGGCGUGCGAUGGAAACGCACAUCUCGUGCCUGUUCCCCGAGCUGCUGGCCAUGAUCUUCGGGUACCUGGAGGUGCGGGACAAGGGCCGCGCGGCGCAGGUGUGCACGGCCUGGCGGGACGCCGCCUACCACCGCUCGGUCUGGCGGGGCGUGGAGGCCAAGCUGCACCUGCGCCGCGCCAACCCCUCGCUCUUCCCCAGCCUGGCGGCGCGGGGCAUCCGGCGGGUGCAGAUCCUGUCGCUGCGGCGCAGCCUGAGCUACGUGAUCCAGGGCAUGGCGGACAUCGAGAGCCUCAACCUCAGCGGCUGCUACAACCUCACCGACAACGGGCUGGGCCACGCCUUCGUGGCGGAGAUCAGCUCCCUGCGCUCGCUCAACCUGAGCCUCUGCAAGCAGAUCACGGACAGCAGCCUGGGCCGCAUCGCCCAGUACCUCAAGGGCCUGGAGGUGCUCGAGCUGGGGGGCUGCAGCAACAUCACCAACACCGGCCUCCUCCUCAUUGCCUGGGGCCUGCAGCGCCUCAAGAGCCUCAACCUGCGCUCCUGCCGGCACCUCUCCGACGUGGGCAUCGGGCACCUGGCGGGCAUGACGCGCAGCGCGGCCGAGGGCUGCCUGGGCCUGGAGCAGCUCACGCUGCAGGACUGCCAGAAGCUCAGCGACCUCUCGCUCAAGCACCUGGCCCGCGGGCUGGGCCGCCUCCGCCAGCUCAACCUCAGCUUCUGCGGGGGCAUCUCGGACGCGGGGCUGCUGCACCUGUCGCACAUGAGCAGCCUGCGCAGCCUCAACUUGCGCUCCUGCGACAACAUCAGUGACACAGGCAUCAUGCAUCUGGCCAUGGGCAGCCUGCGGCUGUCCGGCCUCGACGUCUCCUUCUGUGACAAGGUGGGAGACCAAAGCCUAGCCUAUAUCGCACAGGGCCUGGAUGGGCUGCGUUCCCUCUCCCUCUGCUCCUGCCACAUUAGCGACGAGGGCAUCAACCGCAUGGUGCGACAGAUGCACGGGCUCCGCACCCUCAACAUCGGCCAGUGCGUCCGCAUCACUGACAAGGGCCUGGAGCUCAUUGCCGAACACCUCAGCCAGCUCACGGGCAUCGAUCUCUACGGUUGCACCCGCAUUACCAAGCGGGGCUUGGAGCGCAUCACCCAGCUGCCCUGCCUCAAGGUGCUCAACCUGGGACUUUGGGAAAUGACUGAGAGCGAGAAGGUCAGGUGAGAGGAGGGGGGCACCCCGAGACCUCCAUCUCCUCUGGAGGGACUCACUGACUGACUGACUGACUGCUGCAAUGGAGGAGAGAAAGAGAGAAGAGAGGGGCACGCACAGAGCCAUGCUACCCACACACCCUGGCACUGGAGGGAGAAAUGGAGAGAAAGAGUGUAUAUCCUCGACCCUUCUGUGUUGCCUACCUACCCUUGCUCUGGACGAGGAGGAGGAGGAAGGGUGGUGGGGCAGGAGGAGAAAAAGCACCUAUCCUUUUUCCAGGUCACGCCUCCAGCUCUACGCUGGGGAGACAGAGCUCCCCCUUCCCUCACAGCAUCCUUCCCUGCGGAAGAGGUAGAAGCCCACAUUCGUUAUGCACUGGGGCUAGAGACACCCCUCUUUAUCCCCACUCCCUGAUUCCAUCCCCUUGUGCACUAAGGAUGGAUAAAGGCAGACCCUUGUUCUGCCACAUAUCCAGGAUAGAUUAUUUUUUGUUAAUAUAAAGGAGAGUGGGAAUGGAGAUGGGAACAAACAAUAACAACAGCAGAAAAGGCUUCCUAGCUACACUUAUGUACCCAGCCACCCAGUCAUUCUGCGCUGGGCACAGACACAGCUUUUGGUAAAAUAACCAUUCCACCUCUGCGCUUGCCCCUCCCCUGUCAAUUGGGAAUUGUGACAAAUACUGCUCCCUAGGUACAUUGGUAUUUUUGGGGUUGUUUUUUUUUUUGUUUGGCUUUUUUGUUGUUUUGUUUUUAAAUCUGUUUUCAUUCUCCAGUUCCAUGUUAUUUUCUCUGGUGUGGGCGGAUGCAACCUCCCACUAUUCCAGUUCUCCACUGCACUGAGACUAGGGAUAGCUUCAGCCUUUUCUUUUGUCAGUAUGUUUCUGUGUCAUCCUGCACUAUGGUUAAUGGAAAAGCCUAGGCACUCCAUUCUCUCUCCCCCCAUCUCUCUACUGGAGAUGAAGAUACCAUUUCCUUUUUCUCUUGCCUCUGUGGGGCCUGGACAUAGACCCCAGUCUCUUAAGCCUUCCUGUGCACUGGGGGACACUGAGGAGUUACCAAGAGUCGUCUUCCCUUUCAUCAUUCUCUCUUUUUCUCCCCUCCUUGGCAACAGGGAUAGACAUAUCCAGCUACAUAUCCAUUCCUCUUUGGGUUGGGGUGAGCAGGUAGAAGGGGUGGCUAGCUCCCCUCUAACCAGGGGACUUGACGAAGAAUCUCCAGCUUCAUUUCUGCUUCAUUUGAGAUACUGUGACCUGUUCUUAUUUUGAAAUGCAUAAAAAAAAUUACUGCUACAAAAACAGCCUCUUACUCUCCCAUCUAUCCCUUGCUUAUGUCCUGUAACUGAUCCCAGUUUUCCUCACUCAUUCUCCUCUUUACAGUAUUCAUUUUCUUACAUGGUUUUAUUUUUAAAGACAUAUGAAGUUGCUGUUCUUGUGGAUUUUUAAGUACAUUUUUUUUCUGCUGAAUAUAUUCUAUAUAUAUAAAUAUAUAUAUGAUGUCUGGCUACCUCGUUUUAAUUUGUUACUUCCCCUUCCCCCCCCCCCCCCC
Molecule: messenger RNA, 3385 nt
Organism: Falco peregrinus (peregrine falcon)
Lineage: Eukaryota; Metazoa; Chordata; Aves; Falconiformes; Falconidae
Gene: FBXL14
Product: F-box and leucine rich repeat protein 14
Exons: 1
Coding region: 651-1853 (400 amino acids)
Molecular function (GO): protein binding
Source: RefSeq, a predicted model, not a curated record